AUGGUCCGAUUAAAUGCGCUCGCAUUAGUGCGCAAUCUCCGAACUCGAUCGGUACCCAUUCGCACCCGCCAAUUCAGUGCAUCAGCAACCAAACCCAAAGAAAACCAGUCAUUCAAAAGUCAACUCUACGAAAGCACCCAACAGCGUCUGAAGCGCGAGCGCGCUGAGCAAGAGAAAUUCGCGCAAUUACAGACCCAAUCUCCCGCUGGUCGUUCCGCGGCUCUAGUAUUCGCUCUCGUUUUCUUCUCAACAGGUGCCUACUACCUCGGAUCCUUGAAGCCAGCUGCUCUCCCUUCUUCCUCAACAACGCCUCUUUCUGAAAUUGAUGCUCCCAAACACAAUGUCACUCCUUCCAAUCUGCAGGCGGCGUGGGCGGAUUUCGUCGAGAUAAUAGGCAAGGAGAAUGUUUCGACUGCCGCAGGUGAUUUGGCCUUGCAUUCGGGCUCGGAUUGGUCUUCUUAUUCGGCCAAGGAGGGCGAGAAGCCCUUCUUGAUUGUCUACCCGUCUUCGACCGAGGAAGUCUCGCAGAUUAUGAAGGUCUGCCACCAGCGGGUGAUUCCUGUGACUCCGUACUCUGGCGGAACGAGUCUAGAGGGUCACUUUGCUUCCACGAGAGGUGGAGUUUGUAUCGAUUUCCGCCGGAUGGAUAAGAUUUUGCAGCUUCAUAAGCGAGACUUGGAUGUCGUUGUCCAGCCGGCUGUUGGAUGGGAGGAUUUGAAUGAAGUGAUUGGCCAGGAUGGACUCUUCUUCCCGCCUGACCCGGGUCCUGGUGCAAUGAUCGGUGGUAUGGUUGGAACUGGAUGCUCGGGAACCAACGCCUACCGCUACGGAACUAUGCGCGAGUGGGUGCUCUCGCUCACUGUUGUUCUUGCUGAUGGUACCGUGAUCAAGACUCGGCAACGGCCUCGUAAGUCCAGUGCUGGUUAUGAUCUCACUAAACUCUUCAUUGGAAGUGAAGGCACGCUUGGUCUGGUAACGGAGGCCACUCUGAAGCUGACCGUCAAGCCUAAGAGUCAGAAUGUGGCAGUGGCCAGCUUUGAGUCCAUUCAACACGCAGCUGAGUGUGUGACCAACGUGGUUGAGGCUGGUAUUCCUGUCGCUGGUGUUGAGAUUCUGGAUGAUAUCCAGAUGAAGUGUAUCAAUGCUAGUAAGACUACUAGCCGCCAGUGGAAAGAGUCUCCUACCCUGUUCUUCAAGUUCACCGGAACAGCCGCUGGUAUCAAGGAGCAGAUUAGCAUGGUGCAAAAGAUUGUCUCUAACACCUCGGGCAAGUCUUUCGAGUUUGCCCGCGGUGAAGAGGAAAUGACCGAACUCUGGAGUGCCCGCAAGCAGGCACUGUGGAGUGUCAUGGCAAUGAAGAGAACCCCGGAUGACCACGUCUGGACGACCGAUGUGGCCGUCCCGAUAAGCAAGCUGCCUGAUAUUAUGGAGGCCACUAAAGAUGAUAUGACCAAGAAUGGCUUGUUGGCUGGCAUUUGUGGCCACGUUGGAGAUGGAAACUUCCACGCAAUUAUUCUAUUCAAUGACAACGAGAAGAAAAAGGCAGAGGGCGUUGUCCACCGUAUGGUGAAGCGCGCUGUUGAGAUGGAGGGCACUGUCACUGGUGAGCACGGUGUUGGUCUUGUCAAGCGAGACUACCUUGAACACGAAUUGGGUGAAUCUACAGUGGAUACUAUGCGCCGGCUGAAGUUGGCCCUUGAUCCCCUCCGCCUCCUCAACUGCGACAAGGUUGUCCGCACCGAGCAGCCGGCAGCUGGAGAAGUCAAGGAAUGGUAG
Messenger RNA from Penicillium soppii, 1776 nucleotides. Its product is annotated as Vanillyl-alcohol oxidase C-terminal subdomain 2. Lineage: Eukaryota; Fungi; Ascomycota; Eurotiomycetes; Eurotiales; Aspergillaceae. Gene Ontology annotation, biological process: lactate catabolic process. The record is from RefSeq and is a predicted model, not a curated record. Gene Ontology annotation, cellular component: mitochondrion. Gene Ontology annotation, molecular function: FAD binding; D-lactate dehydrogenase (cytochrome) activity; D-lactate dehydrogenase (NAD+) activity. Bases 1 to 1776 code for a protein of 591 amino acids. The transcript is spliced from 4 exons.